UUCCAUAGGUUUCCCUCAGAACUGCAAGACGCCGAUAUUGCAUUACAUUGUAGCAAAAUGGCGGCUGUCAUUCAGAAUCCACUAAAAGCGUUGGGCGACCAGUUUUAUAAGGACGCCAUUGAGCAGUGCCGCAGCUACAAUGCUCGCCUGUGCGCCGAACGCAGCGUGCGCCUGCCAUUCCUGGACUCACAAACCGGCGUGGCCCAGAACAACUGCUACAUCUGGAUGGAACGACAUCACCGCAGCCCAGGUGUAGCGGCCGGGCAGAUGUACACGUAUCCGGCCCGUUGCUGGCGAAAGAAGAGACGGCUGCACACCACCACCGACCCCAGCCUAGGAAUCUUUGGUCUCAAGCUCGACAACGGCCUCAUUUCCAAGGACACGUUGCCCACCCAGGGCACCACGCUUGAAGCUCUGCUACGAGGCGAAGGUCUAGACAAAAGGAACUCCAGGAACGAUGAGGAGAGUUUGCUGGAGAUCCAGAGAGUUCUGGAGGCAGACGCAGCAGAAGAUGCUUUCAAUGAUGACGAUGACUACGAGGUGGACACUCCCAAGAGGAGACACCGGGGCAAAGGAAGGGGUCGGGGCUCAGGCCGCAGGAAGGCAGACCUGGAUGACGACAAGCCAUAUGUCUGUGACAACAGAUACAAACAAAGGAAUAAUUCCAAAUCAUCAACCUCGGUCUAUGCGAAGCGCUAUAGGAGCCGUACGGGCCUAAGCUACCACUAUACCAAUUCCCACCUGGCAGAGGAGGACAGAGCUGGGGAGAGGAGCACUGUGCCAUCCAGGUCUCCUUCUCUGCAGCCCGCUGACAGACACAAACGUCCAAAGGCUCCCAUCGGGACCAGGAUUCCCAACCGAUACUGUGAGAAAUGUCAGAAUGCCAACAAGAAGCUCAUGAAAUCUGGCUCCCCCUGCACAACUUGCCAAUGCACAACUGACGGCGUCGAGGAGAAGGAGGAGGGAGGCGGCAGCGCGGGCGGCGCCGAGGAGCUGUUCGCCACCACGUCGGAGAGCGACGCCUCCACCUUUCACGGCUUUGAGGACGAUGAGCUGGAAGAGCCCGCCGCCAACAGCAAUGGAUUAUCCAGCCGUCACAGAUAAACACUAGCCUUUUCCAUCUUCAAAAAAAAACAAACAAAAAAAAAAAUCUGGAUUCAUCUCUGGCAAAAAUCUGCUGCUUCUUUUUUUUUUUAACUUUUUGUUUGCAGAAAGCACAAUGUGAUCGCUUCAGGACAAAAAUUGUUUUUAUUUUAUCUACUGGACAUUAAUUUAUGAACAUUUAUUUAUAAAUCUAUAAAUUAAGUCAACUAAUGACUUGCAAAACUUUGAAGUUUUUUCCCUUUUUGGAGCUGAAGGAGCAUAAUAAUGUGUGAACAAACAAACAAAAAAACACUGGAGCAAUCAUAAAUUUGAACAGAGUAACCUUUUAAUGUCUGGAGGCUGUUUGAAUGUCAUUUAAAAGCCUUGACUGGAACUUUCUGGAGGAUCUUGAUAUGAGCUCUGUGACUCUGGAUUAUAUUCGUUUUCAAACGUGAAGGAACCAGUGAACGGACUACCGCAAACCAAUGGCGAUGUUUGGAGAUGUAGUCAAUUUAUUUUCUUUAUAGACACGAGCGCCUUAGUGAAUGAAAGGAGCACUCUGCACAUGAGAAACCGACAUAGUAAACAAGGAUUUAACAACUCUUCCUGAAUUUGGGCCUAAAUGUACGUGACGAGGAGCGGACAAGUCCAACGUCCGCCAGACUCGCAGGCCGUGUGACUUCCGUGAAGCGCCCCUGACCAUGUGAAUAACUGAUUUUGUUGUCUUGCGGGGGGCAGGGGGACGUUGGAUCAGAGCCAGCUUCACCGAGGACUGCCGCAAGACAAACAAGAAGGCCUUUGGACUUGUCGGGGCCUGAAUGAACCCCACAGCUCCCCCCCCUCCCCCACUUCCUGCCCGCUUGUGCCGUGUGAAUGCGAGUGAUCCGAUGUGACACCAAUACGUCAUUAUCCUCAUCACUGUGCCAGCCUGCUGCUCUGCACUGCAAACCAGCUAUGACAGCCAUAAGCCCCCCCCUCCACCUGAUUGGACCAGUGACCCUCCCCGCCCCCUUCCCUCAGCCAUAGUCGGUGCUUAAUUAGUACACGCAGACCUCUGAACCUUUCCGCUCGUCGCUUGACUUGAAUUGUCGCGUCUCCUCACUGCGCUUCUAGGGUGCUUGGUAUAUUUGUCGGAUUUUGGGAUAAGCGGACAGAUACCUCUGGCCGCCAAACUACUCAGGCAUCCGUCAUUAACGCUCUGCUGUUGAUUGUUGGGCCUCUCUUCGCAGCCCAGAAUCACGUGAUUGUAUUGAGCUGCCGCAGAGGGACAAUAACACCACACAAGGGUCCCGUGAUGAAUGAGCGCACACUACCAGGAACGCUGCUGGAAUAAUUCAGUGUGUGUGUGCGUGCGUGUGUGUGUGUGUGUGUGUGCCUGUGCCUGCGCACGCGCGCACGUGUGCUUGGAAAGAAGGCCUAGUCGUGUGAUCUUUAACAUUGGACAUUGAAGGAUCAAUUAGGGAUGGGCAGUUGACGUCAUUCCUUUGAUUGGAUAUUUUUAAUCGGGUGAAAAGCAUCCAUUAUUUAUUUCAAAAACAACUUUGUUCACGUUAUGACUUGUCAAUUUUUUUUUCAAAAAAUAUUUUCAAUUUGUAACAUGACUUUCUCUUGUAAUAUUACAACUUGUAAACUUGUAAUAUUGCAACUUUUUCAUAAUUUUACCUUUUUCUUGGAAUAAACUGUUUUAAAAAAAAAUAAAUGACCCUAUUCUCGCAAUGUUAAAACUUUUUAAAUAUUAGUAAUUUUUUUAAUUUGACUAUUUUACUGUAAUUACAAUUUUAUUACUUUCCUCCCCCAAAAAAAGUAUUCUUGCAACCUCAUGCCUUUUUUGACUUAGUGGAAUGUCUUCUUCUCAUCAUCUGAGUUUUUCCUGCCCCAAAAACAGUUCUUGUAAUGUGACGUUUAGUCAUGAAAAACAGCUUCUUCUCGUAAUACUUUAUUCUCCGAGCCACCAUCCGAGGAAGUCGUAACUUCAAAAAGACUAUUCUUGAAACUUUUACUUUUUUGGGGCAAAGAUUUACAAAUUCAUCCUCUAAAAUAUGACAAUUUGAUUUUCCACACAGGAUGAAUGAUCUAUCCAUCUAUCUCAUAUUCUUGUAAUGUUGACUUUUGUCUUGAAAAAUAAGACUAUUAUAAUGUGAUGACUUUUUUCUCGUAAUAGGUAAAUUUUUUUAAGUGCUGAUUUUGACUCAUUACAUGUGCUUUUCUUUUCUGCCGCUUAUAUGCUGUCCUUUGUCCAUCACAAGAAAUGUUGACUUUCUUCUCGUAACUUCCCUAUUACAAAUUUACCGGCUUCAUUCAUGGCUUUUUUUUCAUGAUUUAAAUAUUUCUCAUUUUUCAGGCCAUGGAUUGAAUAAACAGUGCCUCUGCAGGUCCAACUAGUAGUGCACUUAAUUGCUUCAAGACGAGAUUCAGCGACAAUCAACUCCGCACAGUCCAACGGAUUCUUAAGGAUUAAUUUUGAGUUUUAUAACAUUUUUAACACAUAUUAAAAGCUUUCUUGUAUUAUUGUAACUUUAUCCACAUAACAGGACUUUUUCUUGUAAUCCAUCGUAAUGUUCAGACUUUUUUUUUUUUUUUUUUAGCAAAAAACUAAUUGGAACAUGACUUUUGUUCACGUUUUUUCUUGUCCUAUUAAAACCCAUUUUCUUAACAGAACUUAAUUAUAUUCUGAGUUAAAAAAAAAUAGUGAGCCACUUAUUUUCUUUAAACUAGCUUCAUAACAGAAUGCUUUUAUUUUUUUAAGUUAAAAAGAGAAUUUAUCUGGAUUUCACAACUUUUGAAACGUUUCCUCAUUCUCUCCCCCCAAAAAUCCAUGAAACAACCACUUUUAAAUAGAUUUUUUACUACUUUUUGAUCUUUUGACAACAAACCAGUUAAGUUUAAAUCUGCAGCACCUCUGCUGGUUUUGACUCCCCAAAAAAAUUCUGAUGCCCAUCCCUAAUGAACUUCAUCUGUUGCCCCCCCCCCAAGGGUCCCUUCUCACAGUCGCUUUCCCUCCAUCUCCCCGUGUGUUUAUUCAGCACAGCAAGCAGACAGCCAUCCUGCACGCGCUGCUCAAGUGUGGCGAAAGUCCUCAACAACUCCUGAAUGCAGAAGUAAUCUUUACCUCGACCAAGACACAGCAAUAGCCCCCCCCCCCCCGACCCCCCACCGCGAUGGGUAGUAAUGGAAGUGUGUGUUUAUGUGUGCGCGCGCGUGCGAUUACGUUGGGAAUGCAGCCAACAGGAGAUGAAACUGACACAACACAAGGUGGUCGUUUCAUCUUCUGCUGUAAAUGUCAAAAUGGACACAAUGAAGUUCUUUAAACUAUUUUUAUUCUGCAAAAAUAAAAAUGGUAAUGUCUUUUUUUA
Molecule: messenger RNA, 4436 nt
Organism: Phyllopteryx taeniolatus (common seadragon)
Lineage: Eukaryota; Metazoa; Chordata; Actinopteri; Syngnathiformes; Syngnathidae
Product: zinc finger protein DPF3-like
Exons: 11
Coding region: 58-1104 (348 amino acids)
Cellular component (GO): nucleus
Source: RefSeq, a predicted model, not a curated record